Molecule: messenger RNA, 2099 nt
Organism: Chrysemys picta bellii (western painted turtle)
Lineage: Eukaryota; Metazoa; Chordata; Testudines; Emydidae
Gene: CFAP97D2
Product: CFAP97 domain containing 2
Source: RefSeq, a predicted model, not a curated record
CAGUUAUAGAGAUGCUUUAUGUUGUUUAAGAUGCAUAGAGCCUACCAGUCAAUUUUACCAUGUGGCAACAAAUAUCUUCAGCAAAAAUGGGACAAAGCAAACUAUGAAGAGCACAAGAAAAGGUUUUUACUUCCAGGGACUCCUUGACCCACGGCUAUUCAUAUGACCUACAAUUUGCAGUGAUCUUCCUGUCAGACCUGACCUGAAUAUUCAUGUGAUGUGUUGGGGGAAGAUUUUAACUGUGCCACUGAAUCUGGUGCAAUACAAACUCUAUUCGAUCCAGACUGCCAAACCUGUAGUGGACACCACUACUCCUCUAACAUAUGGCCAUCUUCACUUGAAGUUAAAGAAGUUAAAGCUUGAGAAGGAACGGCUUUCAGUCAUCGAAAGAGACAAUCAUUUGCUGCUGGAGAAGAUGUCCUCCAUCAUGAGGACGAAAGGGCGAAUUGAUAACAAAAAUUACUAUCAGGCCAAAAGUUUAAACAGGGAAAAGCGAGAGAAGGAACUACUGAGAGUGAAUCAAGAGAACCAGGCCAUUCUGGAUAGGAUUACAAAGUGUGAGCCUCAGUAUCAAGUUCAGAGGUGGCAUGAAGACUGGCAAAGGGCGGAAAAAUACAUGGACAGCAUUGCAAGAUAUCCUCGUGGGUGGUAUAAAUUGCAGAAUCGAAAGGAACAAAAACAAAACAAGAACCCAUCAAAACAAGAGAGAGAAAAAAGAGAUAAGCAACAGAAUGAUGAAGAUGUGAAAAGCAAGACAGAGGAGGGAGAAAAAGGGGACGUCCAAAGUAGAGCGGAAAAAGAUCACCAAAAGAGAGAGACUGUUUUAGAAAUGGUGUAAUUCCAACCAGUCCCCUAUGAACACAGUUCAAGCAAUUUCUAGAACUAAACAUGAGAUAGGCUGUGUGGGAGAGGCAGCUGCAAGAGCUUAAAUAGAUACUAUCAUUUUAAGGAAAUUACUAUAAGUGUAGGUAUUAGGCACAUGUCUUUAUUAACUUAUAUACAUCUCUUUAUAGUUGCCAGCAAACUAUAACUCUGCAUAGCAUUUCAUGAACGCAAAUGAAGUGGGAGCAAAGCUGGGGCAAUGAAUUGACUUUAUCACAGGUAAUUAGUCCAGCUGAUUAAAACCAGCUUGUUAAAAAAUAACUAUAUUUUAAUUCUCACAAUAGUAUCCAUCGGAGAUUCGCCAAUGAAGGUUGACUUGGAUGACAGCAAAUAGUUUAGAGCAGUGUUUUUUUUAAAUGUGUUCAUAGACUGGAUCCCCUCUUAAUAGAGGGAUGGCUGGGUGGACCACUUCCCUCCCUGUUCAUGAUCUCCUGUCAGUUUUGUGUCAGCUACAGCAAUUGCAUACAUGGAGAAGUAAUAUUAAUAAUACAUUAAGUAUUUUCCUAGUUUCUUUUCCAGGAAUUUAGAAGCUGGAAACAAAGAGGAGAAACAACAUCCUGUGAUCAGCCAACCAGUUCUUAAUUUGUGCCGGGUCUUGCCGGUGCUGAGCCCAGCACCUCUAAGCUUGGGAGUUCAUAGCCCCAGCACCUCUAGGCUUGCAGCAUCAGUUAUGAAAGUAAAGAAAAAUUGCUUGAGUCCCAGCACUUCUUUCAUUACAAAGAAAGCACUGGAGCCAGCUCUCUGUGUACCACCUGCAAGUGCUCUCCAGGCCACCACUAGUCCACAGCCUAUAAGAUGGGAAUUCUUGGUCUCGAGCAGUGGUCUCCAAAGAGGGGUGCGCAAGAGAAUCCUUGGGGGUGCACGGCAGGAGGAGCGCUUUUUUUUUUUGGCUUUGGCAGGUCAGGCGGGAGUCCGAGCGGCUUCUUUUUUGUGUGUGUGCAUGGCAUGGCAGGGGAUGCGUGCUCAAUUUUUUUUUACUGAUGGGGUGCGCGAUCAAAAAAGUUUGGAGACCACUGGUCUAGAGGAUGCAUCCCCAAGCCUUUUUAUGUGAUACUUCAUAGAAAACACCUACUGAAUCCACAAAAUAGUCUAAGCACACAAAGCCAGUCAAGUGAAACUUCACUCCUCUUGGAGAAUAUAAAAUCUGAAGCCAAAUAACAGGGUGUAUUAACAAGUAUUGGCUUUUGUUUUGUUGGAAAUAAAAGUUAUAAACAUGA